AGUUCUGCAAGCAUGGCUGCCUCCGUAAAGAAAGCAGCACACGACAUCGAAACGCGAAAGCGGACCGACGACGUGCUUCUGGCGGAGGGCAUCGACUUCGGGUCCCUGUUGCUGUCGCAGGCCGUGCUGGACGGACUGUCCGCCUCUGGGUUCCACAAACCGUCCCCUAUCCAACUCAAAGCGAUCCCGCUGGGCCGCUGCGGACUCGAUUUGAUUGUACAAGCGAAGUCUGGAACAGGAAAGACAUGUGUGUUCUGCACCAUCGCCCUCGACUCGCUGAUCCUGGAGAAUCGGACUACUCAGGUUCUCGUUUUGGCUCCCACACGCGAGAUAGCGGUGCAGAUUCACUCAGUGGUGAUGGCCAUCGGGUGUGCCAUGGAGGGCCUGGAAUGCCAUGUUUUCAUUGGGGGCAGGCCCGUGAGCCAAGACAAGGUCCACCUGAAGAACUGUCACAUAGCGGUGGGCUCACCUGGUCGGAUCAAGCAGCUGAUCGAGCUGGGCAUGCUGUCCACCACCAGCAUCCGGCUGUUUGUCCUGGACGAGGCGGACAAACUGCUGGAGGAGGGCAGCUUCCAGGAACAGAUAAACUGGAUAUUCUCUUCUCUGCCAGUUAACAAGCAGAUGCUCGCACUCUCUGCCACAUACCCAGAGUCCCUUGCUCAGCACCUUACCCGCUACAUGAACGAGCCCACCUUUGUUAGACUCAACCCCAGAGACAUGGGCCUUAAAGGACUGAAGCAGUAUUAUAAGCUGGUGCAGUCCCAUCCGCUGCCCCACAAAGUGUUCGAGGAGAAGGUUCAGCACCUACUGGACCUGUUCAGUAAAAUCCCCUUCAACCAAUCCUUGGUGUUUUCUAACCUGCACACCAGGGCUCAGCACCUGGCAGACGUCCUGUCCUCCAAAGGCUUACCUGCUGUUUGCAUAUCAGGCGGUCUGAGCCAGGACCAAAGACUGGAGGCCAUGUCAAAACUGAAGCAGUACCAGUGCAGGGUGCUCAUCUCCACUGACCUGACUUCCAGGGGCAUAGAUGCAGACAAAGUGAACCUGGUGGUAAACCUCGACGUUCCACAGGACUGGGAAACCUACAUGCACAGAAUUGGACGCGCUGGACGCUUUGGCACUCAGGGGCUAGCUGUGACCUACUGUUGCCAUGGUGAGGAGGAGAACAAGAUGAUGGCAAUAGCUCAAAAGUGUGCCCUCAGUUUGUCUCCUCUGCCUUCCACCUUAGAGCCCGGGCUGAUGGAUGAGCCGUGUGACUGGGAUGUCUGCGCUGAGGCCUCCACUCCAGAGUCCGUUUCCCAGCUGUUUUCCAGAGCUCAGAAGAAGAAGCGUACAAAGACUGUGGCCCCUUUGCCUGAUCCUAUUGCAGAUCAAGAUGUUGAGCACAGAAAGCCGGAAGAGACGCACCCAGGGCAGAACAGGCCGCUCCAUGUGGAGGAAAGUCCAAGACAGAUGUCCUCCAAAAGGCAUGUUGUGCCAGAACACAGCGCCUCUGAAUCGACUCCAACUCGAAAAGAGCUGCAAGAUGCCCUGCCGAAGAUCCCUCCUCUCAGCUCAUUCAAGAACCGCUCGAGGUUCGUUCCCUUUCAGGAGGCUGAGCAAGAUUUCCACGACUUCAUCAGCUCUGGCUUAGGGAGGUCUGUGGAGGUCAUCAGGAUCUUUGGAAGCAGAGAAGACGGUGGCACCAAUGAUCAGAGUGGACAUCGGGAAUCUGUCAUUCUUAAUGAUGACAGUGUUUACAAUCCCAGUUUUACGCAGCGUCGUAAAUGCUUCAAGUCUGACGUUUCACCUCAGAGGCCACUUUCGGAUCCCAGUAACUCUCAGUCCGACCUGGAGGAUGAGAAGACUUUGGAAAGCUCAAAUGAGACCAAAGGAGAUGAAUCUGGAGAAGUCACUGUAUCCCCGAUGGAACCUACACCAGCUGUGCAAAAACUCUAUGCUCCUAGAAUACAUGAGAAGACACCCCAUGCAACAAGUGUGAGAGCUUUGCCUCACCAUGAAGGCAGUCAAUCUGCACUCAGCACAAAAGUAAGCAGGCAACCAAAUCAAAACGUCCAAGCACAGGCCGGCUGGGAUGGAUCAAACACUGUGAAAAAAGAGAGCAGAAAGGACUCCAGGAAAGUGAAAGGGGAACCAAGGAGGCAAAACAAUGAGGAGGACCUCAUGGAAACAGAGGAGUGGAGCUCGGAGGCAUACUGGAGAGCCCAUUACAGAGCCUGGAGGGAUUACUACACCUCUAUGUCCACCUUUCAAGAACAGGGGUAUGAAAGUUACUACAACGCUGCUCAUAGCUGGAUGGCAGCUUACCGCAUGAAUGCAGUCUACAUGAACGAACUCAUGAAACGCUGACCCAUCCGUGAUGCAACUCAGCUUCUCAAGUCAUGUUGAUUUCCUGUUUCGAUGUGUAAAUGCAUCCUGCAUGAAAGGAAUUCAGUGCAGGAACGCACUUGUUUCACCUCACGGUCUGACACAACGCAUUUAAGUUUAUGUUCUUUUCAAAUCAUUUUUACAAGUGUCUUUCUUUUCCGAAUAAAUUUCCUUUACCGUGCAUGUAAAGUGUAUCAGCCAUCUCUUUUUCUUCAUCUUGAGGAGCAAGAACAAAAUUAAACAUG
Menidia menidia (Atlantic silverside) is the source of this 2612-nucleotide messenger RNA. The record is from the annotation of a GenBank genome assembly. NCBI's taxonomy places the organism in Eukaryota, Metazoa, Chordata, Actinopteri, Atheriniformes, Atherinopsidae.